Hypoxylon trugodes is the source of this 1994-nucleotide messenger RNA. RefSeq names its product ORC2-domain-containing protein. The transcript has 2 exons. Gene Ontology annotation, cellular component: nucleus; nuclear origin of replication recognition complex. The record is from RefSeq and is a predicted model, not a curated record. Gene Ontology annotation, biological process: DNA replication. NCBI's taxonomy places the organism in Eukaryota, Fungi, Ascomycota, Sordariomycetes, Xylariales, Hypoxylaceae. Gene Ontology annotation, molecular function: DNA replication origin binding. Bases 164 to 1879 code for a protein of 571 amino acids.
AAUCGCGAUUUCUAGUGAACCAAAUCAAUCUGUUCUAUCAAUUCCAUCACUCUGUUCCUAAGGGUCAUUUUCAAAAUACACGUGCAUUCUUAGUAAUUAAGGUUCAAACGAAUGCACUACAAUGUUUUCUUCUAUUAGUUAUUCUUCUACGAGCUAGUCCAUAAUGGUACGGACCAAAAAGUCACAGCCCAGUGCUGUAGAAUCAGGUCCUAAUCCUAAUUCUAGAAGCUCACCACGAAAGCGAAUUCACGAUGAAGACGACCAAAAAAACCCAGACAACCCUUCUAAACGACGUACCGGUCGAGCAACUGCUGUGACGCGCACUAAUGGUACUACAAAUGGUCACCACUCCGAAUACGAUUUUCCCUCCGACGAUGACGACCAAGCGAGUAUAGCCGUUAAAACGACACCUAGCAAAAAGAAGCAAUCUUCGACAGCAACGACACCGAAAGCCAAUGGAGAGGUAUCUACACCCAAGGGGCGUAAAAGGAAUGGGGCCGACGCAGUAACACCAUCCAAAACCCCCGCGCAAAGUGCGCAAACUCCAAGAUGGAAACGAAACGAUCGUUCGGCCAGGAAAAAGAGUGCAAGAGCUUUAAUUGAACAGGUCGUAGGUGGAGAUGGGAGUGAUGAAGACGCAGAUGAAGAUAUUGCAAGAGAAAUCUACGAAUCAAGUGACGGGGAAGAAGAUGAAGACGAAGAUGAGGAGAACGUUCCGGACGAAGCUGCGACCCCUUCUAGUAAACCUCGUCGCGGUCGACCAAGGACGAAAGAUGCAGCGAAGCGGACUAGGAAGAAAUCGCCAACUCCGCCUCGAGAUUUACCACCACACGAAUUGUAUUUUGCGCAAAAUCGACCAGGUGCCUCGAAGACGUCUAAUAAUACCCUCGCACCCCUUAAACUCCUUACCCAUGACGAAUACUUCUCGAUCCUACGUGACUACCAAGACCCACAUGCCGAAGAUGUCGAGUUUCUCGAGUCGAUACACGUCGAGUUUUUCCCGCAAUGGACAUUUGAGUUGUCUCAAGGAUUCAGCAUAUGUUUGUACGGGUACGGAUCGAAGAGAGCACUGCUGCAUAGGUUUGCGAAGCACGCAUAUGACAAAUACCCAGAUCAUGUCGCCAACAAGAUCGUCAUCAUUAAUGGGUACGUGAGGACUAGUUCUCUGCGUGAGAUGCUAGGCACCGUUGCGAGUGCGGUUGAUCCUGCUCACAAGAUACCAGCUGGCAAUGCUUCGGCUAUGCUCGAAAGCGUGAAGACAUUGCUAUCAUCUCACGAAGUGGUCGUUACAGUCAUUUUAAACUCAGUCGAUGCUACGCCUUUGCGAAGGCCCGGGAUACAACCUGUCCUCGCUCAAUUGGCGGCGCAUCCCAAUAUUCGGCUCAUCUGCUCUGCCGACACACCCGACUUUCCACUCCUCUGGGAUAGCAGUUUGCGAUCUUCAUUCAACUUCGUGUUCCAUGACUGUACAACCUUUGCGCCAUACACGGCGGAGCAUGAGGUCGUAGAUGAUGUUCACGAGCUUUUAGGUCGCAAGGCAAGACGGGUUGGAGGAAAAGAAGGUGUUACUUACGUCCUACGCAGUUUGCCUGAGAAUGCGAAGAACCUAUUUCGUCUAUUGGUUGGUGAAGUUCUUGCGGCUAUGGAUGAUGAAGGUGCAUCCGAUGGUGAAAACCCUGGUGUCGAGUAUAGGAUGCUCUACAACAAGGCGGUUGAGGAAUUCAUUUGCAGUUCGGAGAUGGCUUUCCGGACAUUGCUGAAAGAAUUCCAUGACCAUCAAAUGAUUACGAGUCGCAAGGAUGUUUUAGGAACGGAACUCUUGAGCGUGCCUUUCCAGAAGGAAGAGCUCGAGGGAAUAUUAGAAGACCUCAUGUCAUAAGAGGUUAUAUAUACCAGGCGAUUAUCAUUAUCAUAUUAGGCAUUGCGAUUAGACAAAAGGAGGCAUAGGCAUGGUUACCACAUAAUAUGCAUGCAUUAGAUACCCUUCGAUAUCA